Molecule: messenger RNA, 2197 nt
Organism: Colossoma macropomum (tambaqui)
Lineage: Eukaryota; Metazoa; Chordata; Actinopteri; Characiformes; Serrasalmidae
Exons: 6
Coding region: 418-936 (172 amino acids)
Source: RefSeq, a predicted model, not a curated record
AAAGAGCUGAUUCAAAAGAAAGGUUCGUUCACGAGUCGGCCGUCGCUAGUAGCAAGUACGCUAGCUGUACAGAAAGAUGCGUAUAAAUGUUAUUUAGGUAAUGGAAAAGUGAAUAAAGCAGAAGACACGUUUAUCCUUGCAGCGUUGGGAGUUAAAACCGCGAGAAAUUUGACUGUUAUUAUUUUUGUUUUGCUGGUUUUAGUCCCACAAACCUGAAGCACAUUUUUCGGUGGGCAGGCUAGUUAGCUGGCAUGCUAACGGUCUGUGCGUUGUGGCUUGUAAUUAGCUUAGCAGAUCAGCGGAAGAUAUUGUUUUGAGUACUGGAAGUCUAUAAGCUGUUGAAGAUGGACAGUAUGGAGUGAAGAGCCAGACUGACUGCAGAUUGAUUAUGAAAUCAGAUUUUUACUGAGGAUAACUAUGGAGCUGUACUGGUACAUAGUUGUCAUAAUAUUUAUUAUGAUAAAGAUCUUCUUCUACAUCUGCUGGUACCGCUCAAGACAGAGGCAGCUUGCUGCUUACCUCAGUAAUCCCCGCAAUGCACAGAUCGUUAUUGUGGGUGGAAGAGCCUAUCUACACCAGAUGUGUGAGAGACAAAAUACAUCAAUCUGGCCAAGCUGGUAUGGAGUGCAGGAUGACGGAUCAGUGGGUGAACCUUCCGCCUCUCUUCCACCAGCUUCAUCCCUCUCUCAUCUAGACAUGCCUCCUCCAUACGAGGCUGUGUCUGGAGCAAAUGACUUGAAGCCUCCUCCAUAUAGUGAAUACGCUCAGAACGAUGACACUGAUGCCUCUCUGAGCAUCGCCAUCCCCGAGGGAAACGAUUCCAGCACCAUCACUGAUGACCCACCUCCAUACACACCCAGCGCUGUCUCUCCAGCCAGCCAGCAAGCAGACACCAGCAUUCAGGGCCAACUGGAGGCUGAAGGCAGAUCCAGCUAGUCUUUUUCAUCGCCAACUCUCAAUUUUGUCCACUUCUGAACACAGCAAGGGCUGUAUUUAUCCAUGCAGAGGUUUCUUUUCAGCCCCAGCUUUGAGUUACGGUCUUGAUUUUUUUCUUAGUUUUCUAAUCCAGGAGGUAAUGUUGUUGGUAAGGGUGUUGAAAUAGGAAAAUUGUGAUGUGGUAAGAACAAUCAAACAGAUCUGGUGCCCUCCUGUGGUGAGAUGUGGUAUUGUGUGACCUCCAGUGAUGUAAAGGGUGCUUUUAGCUCACCCAUGCCUUAUUGUGGUUUCCUCUUAUAUAACCAGCAUCAUGCUAGCACAUAAUUAUGUAACACACGUGCACAUGCAGUAAUCUAGUCCUAUAAUGCAUUUUUUUCUGACUUUGUUGGGAAUUUUUUUAUUUCUUCUGUGUAAUCCUGAAGACUGAUGCCAUGGAUUCAGCAGCCUACAGCUUCCAGUCGUAGUGGCUUGAAUUAACUGUACAUAGGCUUGUGGAUUGAUCAGUGCCAUUUCAAAAAAAAACAAAAAAAAAAACAGAUUCCUCAGAGACAAUGUUGUAGACACGUAGUGAUAAUGUUUUCUCUCUUGUCUAAAGGCCCAAAGGGAGAGCAUUAUGUAUAGAGGUUUAACCUCACCUUCAUACAUAACCUCAGUUUGUAUGUGAUGACAAUUUCAAAAAACUAUCCCUCAGCACUUUUAUGUCUUGUAAUUGCCUUACUUUUGUCUGUUUGUAAGUGACAAGUAUAAUCAUCGGAGUCAGUGUGGCUCUUGGCCUAAUGAAGUUGUGUGUAAAUGCAGGGAGUUUGACUCCUACACUCUUUAGCUUCUGGCUUUUCAGGUGACAGUAAUGAUUUUUAUGCAUUUGGGCCACAGUACCCACAUAAAUGAACUCUGCUUACUUUUAAAUAACUUAAUUUUUUUUGUCUGUGUGUAUGGUAAUGAUGUAUGCCAAAUAUGUGAUCUAACAUGUUUCGUUUUCGUAUUAAUGUUGUUGUGUUUUGAAGAAUGUAUGAGGUCAACUGUGUGCAGUUGUGAAUUUAUCAGGUUAACGUAAUGGGAUCAAUACGUUUUUUUAUUAAACUAUCAAGAUAAAAGAAGUUGAUCUGUGUCUACUUGUAGACAUUGUAUCUCCCUCAUAUCUCACAGUAUAAUUUGACAUCAUUUAUUUGCAAAGUCUUAAUACUGCUUUAUUGUUGUUACUGAAUAGUACUGUACAUUAGGGCUGUCUAGAUUAUUUGAUUAAAAAAUGAAACAAAAUGUA